AGGGUGUUUUGGUCAUUAAUUGGACUAUUUGGUCUUUUUAGGCGAUUAAAAUAAUAAAAUUAGUAAACAAAGAAGAUUAUAAUACUAUAGGUUGUGGUCAGGGUCAGGACAGAGAGAGCCAAGCGCUUACCCUCUUUUGCUUUCUUCAAGACAUCUCUCUUCUGAACUCUUUUCAAGACUUCCAAAUUUUGUUUUUAAAAUCGAAAAAUCGAAAUUAUUAUUUUCGAACAAUAAAUAUAAAUAAACAGCGAAUAAAAGUUUACGGCAAAAAAGAAAAAGAAUCGAAGUUAAAACGAGUUUGGUCGGUCUGGUUGGAAGGUAGAGAAAGAAGAAGAAAAAACUAUUCCAACCACAAAAUUAUUGUUAUUACAAAAAAAUAAUAAAAACUUUUUAAAUAAUUUUAAAAAGAAAAUAAUAAUUUAUUAAUUUAAAAAAAUGUCUUUAUGCUGUAAGAGAGUUUUUUUGUUUUUCCAACUGCUACCCUUGUUCCUCCAUCUUCAUCUUCUUCAGACAGAUCUCUUCUCAACCACAUUACUUCUGGUUUCUCCAACCAUGAGGAAAGGGAGAGGUUCCUCCGCCGUUCCACCCGCUCUUCCGGUAACCGCCAACGGAUCCGUGAAGGAGCCGAGGUAUAGAGGCGUUAGGAAGAGACCAUGGGGCCGAUUCGCCGCAGAGAUCCGCGAUCCGUUAAAGAAAUCCCGAGUCUGGCUCGGCACGUUCGACUCCGCCGUGGAAGCUGCACGCGCCUACGAUCAAGCCGCUCGUAACCUCCGUGGUCCCAAGGCCAAAACCAAUUUUCCGAUCGACUGCUCUCCGUCUUCCCCUCUCCAACCACUCUAUCACCAGAACCAUCAGAAUCUUCGAUCGGCGAAUCAGAGCCAGAUCGAUCCGUUCAUGGACCAUCGGUUAUACGGCGGAGGAGGCGAGCAGCAGAUUAUCAGCCGCCCGGCGAGUAGCAGCAUGAGCAGCACCGUGAAAUCGUUUAGCGGGCAGAGGCCGUCUUCUUCCGUGGCGAAGCCGUUACCCGCGGCGAAGAGGUAUCCGCGGACUCCACCGGUGGCCCCGGAGGAUUGCCACAGCGACUGCGAUUCGUCGUCGUCGGUGAUUGACGAUGGAGACGACAUCGUUUCGUCGUCUACGAGAAGGAAACCGCCGUUUCAGUUUGAUCUUAAUUUUCCGCCGUUGGAUGGCGUUGACUUAUUCGAUGAUGAUCUCCACUGCACCGAUCUACGUCUUUGAUUUGUGGGUAUUGAGAAAAAAAAAAACAUCCGUGAUUUACAAAAAAAAAAAAAAAAUCUCAAAUUUUUAAUUUUCCUUUGGUCUUAUAUUGAAAGUAAAUUAAAAGAAGGAAUUAAAAAGAAAGUGAGAGCGAUGAUGAUUAUCAUGGUUGUGAAUCACAAUGACAAUGAAGAUGAUGACGAUAUAUAAAAAAAGAGAGAUUAUGUGUAAGAUCUGUUACUGUAAGAACCAGAUCUAUCUUUCAUUUGUCUGUUUCUUAUAAAGAUCAACCCUUUGUUACUUGUAACAUUCUAUAGCUGAUUAUGAUUCUUAAUGAUUCAAAUAGAUUAUCCUUGA
This is a messenger RNA of Brassica napus (rape), 1575 nucleotides long. Its product is annotated as ethylene-responsive transcription factor 7. Gene Ontology annotation, molecular function: DNA binding; DNA-binding transcription factor activity. NCBI's taxonomy places the organism in Eukaryota, Viridiplantae, Streptophyta, Magnoliopsida, Brassicales, Brassicaceae. The record is from RefSeq and is a predicted model, not a curated record. The transcript has a single exon. Gene Ontology annotation, biological process: regulation of DNA-templated transcription. Bases 436 to 1239 code for a protein of 267 amino acids.